AUGUUGCUUAAGGUUGGUUACGCUGCACCUGAGUCUGCUCAAGAUGAUGAAACAUGCCUUUGCAGUUGUCAUUCAUCUAUGAUCCCUGCAGUUGUUAGCAGCUUGAUUUACAUCAAGGGGAGGAGAAACAUGGAGCUAGUUCCUUCAGAAUUGAAGAAAUUGUGGAAGGAGUGGGAACUAAGCAUCUUGGUUCUACUUAGCCUUGUUUUGCAGAUAGCACUGAUCUUUUUUGGCAAUCGGAGGAAGGCUACAAGCCGAACUAGGAUUUGGUUCCUUUUAUGGUGCGCCUACUUGAUGGCUGAUUGGGUAGCAACUGUUGCACCUGGGGUUCUCUUAAACAAGCUCGGAGAGGCCACUAAAGACAUGGGAAGACGUCGAGUUCUGAAUGUGUUGCAUUUAGGUGGCCCUGACACCAUUUCUGCACAAUCAGCUGUGGUUGAGGCACUUUCUUGGAUUAGCAGUCCAAACUUGAGUUGCAGUCUACAUUUUCUUUAUGGCCUGGAGAGGUUAUCAUCUCUCCAUUCUUAA
This is a messenger RNA of Dovyalis caffra, 528 nucleotides long. NCBI's taxonomy places the organism in Eukaryota, Viridiplantae, Streptophyta, Magnoliopsida, Malpighiales, Salicaceae. The record is from the annotation of a GenBank genome assembly.